ACCAUUGACGAUAACCACCUUGGGGACGGGGUAUCUGGUGAUUUGAGCUUCCUUUGCUCAUUAACCAAUAGCACUAGCUUAACCAUCUUUAGUAUGUUAGAUAACAGACUUGGGGGCCUAUUGCCAGAAUGCAUUGGUAAUUUAUCCAGAACUGUCACAUUUUUGGGAUUGGGCAUAAAUCCUAUUGUUGGUGAGAUUCCUAGAUCAAUCGGCAAUCUUGUGAACUUGGAGGUCUUGUGGAUGCGAAAAAACAUUCUUUCAGGUGCUAUCCCAUUUGAUAUGGGAAAUCUUCAAAAUCUAACAUAUUUAGCUCUCUCCAAUAAUAAUCUAUCAGGGGUGAUUCCAUCCUCUUUGCAAAAGAUGAACAAAUUGAUUAGAUUAUAUCUUGAUGGGAAUCACUUUCACGGGCAUAUUCCUUUACAUCUAAAUAAGUGUCAUAGUAUGAUGGAGCUCGAUUUUUCUGACAACAAUCUUAGUGGCUCUAUAUUCCCAGUGGUUAAAACUCUCAUCUAUUUGAACUUGUCUCACAACCAUCUGAAUGGGGCCCUUCCUGCUGAAGUUGGACAAAUUGACCAUUUGGUUACUUUGGACAUUUCAGGCAAUAUGAUCGGUGCUGAAAUUCCGAGCACUCUAGGCGAUUGUGUUGGACUAUUUCAAUUAGUAAUGAGGAAUAACCACUUCCAAGGAUCCAUUCCUCAAUCAUUUAGCUCAUUAAGAAGCAUUGAGGAGGUGGAUCUUUCCAAUAACAAUCUUUCAGGUGAGAUUCCGAAGUUCUUAGAGGCACUUCCUUUUUGAAAUAUCUGAAUCUAUCCUAUAACAAUUUUGAAGGCAUGCUACCAAUUGAAGGAGUCUUCAUGAAUGUGAGUGCCACUUUUAUUGUUGGAAACAACAAGAUCUGUGGAGGAAUCCUAGAAUUUCGGCUAUCUAAAUGCGUCUCCAGACACUCAAAGAGCAAAGGAGUAGUUCAUAAAUUGAAACUCUUGCUCUCUAUUAUUUUUGGGCUUAUAGGGGUGGUUCUGGUUCUCAUUUUUGUGUAUGUAUGUUGGCUAAAGAAGAAGAGAGCACAAGAACCAACUUCAAGUUCAAUAGCUGAAAGCUGGCAAAACUUAUCUUAUGGAACUCUUUUCAAAGCAACUAAUGGUUUUUCUUCAGCUAAUUUGAUUGGUGUUGGUAGUUUUGGAUCCGUUUACAGGGGAAUACUGCAGGAGAAUGGGACUAAUGUUGCUGUGAAGGUGCUUAAUUUAACGCACCAUGGUGCUCUCAAGAGCUUCAAAGCCGAGUGUGAGGCCCUAAAUUGUAUCAAACACCGAAAUCUUUUGAAGAUAGUAACGGUAUGCUCAGGUAUUGAUUAUAACGGAAAUGACUUUAAGGCUUUAAUCUAUGAGUUCAUGGUCAAUGGUAGCCUCGAAGAGUGGUUGCACCCAUGUCCAAUACCAGCUGAUGCGGAUGGGCCCUCAAAAUUUUUGAAUCUCAUUCAAAGGAUAAAGAUUACCAUCGACAUUGCUUUUGCAUUGGAAUAUCUUCAUAACCAAUGCCACAACACCAUAGUUCAUUGUGAUCUAAAGCCAAGCAAUGUGCUUUUAGAUGCAGAAAUGGUUGGACAUGUUGGUGACUUUGGAUUGGCAAAGUUCAUCCUUGAAUCCACUUCUUACACGAACACAAAUAUAAGCUCAGCUGGUUUGAGAGGGACAAUUGGUUAUGCUGCUCCAGAAUAUGGAAUGGGAAGUGGGGUUUCUAUUGAAGGGGACGUCUAUAGUUAUGGCAUCCUCUUGCUAGAGAUGUUCACAGGAAUGAAUCCGACAAUUGAGAUAUUCAAAGAAAAUUUCAACCUUCAUAAUUUUGUCGAGAAAGCUUUGCCUAAACGAGUCCUAGAGAUUACCGAUCCCAUUCUAGUUCAAGAAGUAGAGAGAAAUGCAGGCCAAAGCAGAAAGAGUACAAUCCAAAAUUGUUUGCUAAUGAUCUACAAAAUUGGGAUUGCCUGCUCAGUUGGAGUCCCAAGAGAUCGAAUGAGCAUCACAGAUGCAACAGCUCAACUAUGUUCGAUUAGGGACAGACUUUACGCAGCUGGCUUAUGAGGAUAGGAGUUAUACUAAAGCAAUAAACUCAAUUGUCUGAUAAUGCGAAGAUGGAGCCAUGGAAGUAAUAAAAUCAUCAUGCAGAACCAAAGUGGCUUGGAAAAAUAGUGAAGCCAUCCGAUGAACCAAAGUGGCUUCGAACCACUAUGGCAUAUGGGAACCUUUAGUUGACUCGAAUUCAAUGACAAUGUCUUCGUCCUCCGGGAGGUAGGGAGACGUGGCAGAAGGUCUUCAUCUCUGAUGCAAAUGUGGGACAACUGCUUCUCUAAUGUGUUGUGAGGUUGGUGAAUCGAGUUCUGAUGUAGACUAUGAAUAGU
Molecule: messenger RNA, 2392 nt
Organism: Eucalyptus grandis
Lineage: Eukaryota; Viridiplantae; Streptophyta; Magnoliopsida; Myrtales; Myrtaceae
Product: probable LRR receptor-like serine/threonine-protein kinase At3g47570
Exons: 3
Coding region: 831-2075 (414 amino acids)
Biological process (GO): protein phosphorylation
Molecular function (GO): ATP binding; protein kinase activity
Source: RefSeq, a predicted model, not a curated record